This is a messenger RNA of Gamsiella multidivaricata, 946 nucleotides long. RefSeq lists its product as uncharacterized. The record is from RefSeq and is a predicted model, not a curated record. The transcript has a single exon. The coding region runs from base 200 to 802 and encodes 200 amino acids. Lineage: Eukaryota; Fungi; Mortierellomycota; Mortierellomycetes; Mortierellales; Mortierellaceae.
CUCGUGUAAUCGUACAUCAUCACUUCCAUUGUUUUCAUUUUUCUCUCGGUUAUCAAUUUUUCAGCACCUUGGUCUGGUUGAAUCUCGCACUUUCAUUCCGUUGAAGCAACCCUCAUUCCUUUUUAUUCAGAUCCCUCCCACGAGCAGACAAGACUAGUCAACUCUCUCUUAUUACGACACAUCCAUAUCGCUGCAUUUCAUGUCUAAGCAGCAACCCACUCGCAGCCGUGGACGUGGAAAGACAAACAGUGGCCAGCAAGGCAGCAGCGAACCCGUGGCGAUUGAAGACCUGGGGUCUUCCAACACCAUUGUCGUCAAUACGUCUCCGUCAACCUCACCCACACUGACCACAACGGCGGCGCCUACGACGAGAAUCAUUGUAAGAUCUCCAGAACCGAUCCAAUACGACGAGCUUUCUUCUUGUCAGCAGUCGUCGUCAUUGGAGUCUCACACUCACGAGUUCUCGGAGCUGUCGAUCGGGGAACAGUUUGGUCGUCGACACGGACAGGAUUGGCCUGCAGGAUCCUUUGUGAGAUGCGCUUCUUGUCCCAAUGGACGCGAAAAGCCUAGAUCCCAUUCGCGUGGAAGGAGAAGGAUGUCAGGUGUGCUUUACAAGGCAAUUACGCCGCGACCGGUUUUGUCGGCACAGAGUUUUCAGGAGGCACGCAAGUCUGAGGAGGAAAUCGCGGCCAUGAAGGGCAAACAAGUACAGGAGUACUAUCAAUCACUGGUAUGGAUGAGAUAUGAGCAUCACAACAUGUAUCUUGAUCAUCAGUCUAUUGCGCAAAGAGAGCUCACUUAGUGUUUGGUGUAGACUAAUUAUCUUACUCAACUGUCUUGCCUUUUUAAUGGAAACAGAAUGGUCUUCUGGACUCGUUUGCAGAGGUGGAAGAGAUCUUGAAGGAGCAUCGGGCGGAAGAGCAGGCAAAAGCUCAGAUACUGCCAC